AUGAGUACAAGAAAGUGCCGUGGUGGAACAGUAAGUUCUAGACAAGCCCAGAAGCAAACUCAGGAAGCAGCCUCCACCCCUGAGAUUUCCUUGGAAGCAGAACCCAUAGAACUUGUGGACACUGCUGGAGAUGAAAUUGUGGACCUCACCUGUGAAUCUUUAGAGCCCAUCGUCAUUGACCUGACUCACAAUGACUCUGUUGUGAUUGUUGAUGAAAGGAGGAGGCCAAGGAGGAACACCAGGAGCCUGCGCCAAGACCAUGCUGACAGCUGCAUAGUGAGCAGUGAUGAUGAGGAGUUGUCCAGGGACAGAGAUGUGUAUGUAACCACCCACACUCCCAGAAACUCCAGGGACGAGGGGGCCACAGGACUCAGGCCUUCUGGUACUGUCGGUUGUCCCAUCUGCAUGGACGGAUACUCAGAGAUUGUGCAGAAUGGACGUCUCAUUGUCUCUACAGAGUGUGGCCACUUCUUCUGUAGCCAGUGCCCCCAUGAUUCCCUUAAGAAUGCUAACAUUUGCCCAACUUGUAGGAAAAAGAUCAACCACGAACGAUACCACCCCAUUUAUAUAUGA
Messenger RNA from Sciurus carolinensis (gray squirrel), 573 nucleotides. RefSeq names its product E3 ubiquitin-protein ligase RNF4-like. The transcript has a single exon. Lineage: Eukaryota; Metazoa; Chordata; Mammalia; Rodentia; Sciuridae. Gene Ontology annotation, biological process: positive regulation of transcription by RNA polymerase II. Gene Ontology annotation, molecular function: zinc ion binding; transcription factor binding. Bases 1 to 573 code for a protein of 190 amino acids. The record is from RefSeq and is a predicted model, not a curated record.